AUGCCAUUACCGUUGCUGAACCCAUUUCAUUGGGGCUAUCGUGGAACAAUCGAACAGGUUUCACACCCACAGGGCACAGUUGCUUUGAAAUUGAAGGAUGAAAAUGAGACCAUUCAAUUGCACGAAUUUAUUUCUCGAGAAAUUCCGGGAUUGAAGGACCUUUCCAAAUUCGAGCUACACCCUGCUCUCUUCACCGGAUAUCUCCAGACUAUAUUUCUGGGUUCAGCAGAUUUUUCGAAAAGCUACCCUGUAUUUUAUGGACGAGAAAUAGUCGACUUUUCGGAUGGGGGAAUUUGCAGCGCCGAUUGGGUUAUGAGCAACUGGAAACACCUGUACGCUUUGGAUACCAGGAUUCAGACGUACGACUUACCAAAGUUUACGGACGAUGAGCAGGCCACCCAUCCCAAGAGUUGGCCACGGUUGCAGGCAAGAACUCGGUUUUUGACGGAGGACGAGAAAAUGGUGGUCCACGAGAGUGAAAAGCCCUUGGUAGUUGUCAUCCAUGGGCUGGCCGGAGGGUCCCAUGAGCCCAUAAUCAGAUCGUUGACCCAAAAUCUGUCAACGGCCGGCGAGGGGAAAUUUGAUGUUGUUGUUUUGAAUAGUCGAGGAUGUGCCAGGUCUAAGAUCACGACUCGCAAGCUUUUUUAUGCCGUAUUCACCAGCGACAUUCGCGAGUUCCUGAAGAGGGAAAAGGCUCGCCACCCUUCGAGGAAAAUCUAUGCAGUUGGUUUCUCCUUUGGAGGAACCAUGUUAAGUAAUUAUUUGGGCGAAGAGGGCGACAACGCGCCGGUAGAAGCAGCAGCCUUUUUGUGCACCCCAUGGGACCUUUACCAAUCGGCUCUGAAAAUGAAUGGUGACUGGUGGUCUCGUACACUUUUCUCCAAGGCGAUUGCACAAUUCCUGACAAGACUGGUGAAAGUAAACAUAAAUGAGCUGGAACCUAGAGAAGGAGAUGAAAAGCCUGCUGCUGCGCCCUCUAGAUCCAACCCGUCGUUCCAUGUGUUUACUCGAGAAAACCUCAAGAAGGCUGGUUCCUUCACAUCAACACAGGAGUUUGACAACGUAUUCACUGCGCCCUGUCUGGGUUACAGCUCUGCUCUCGACUACUACAAAGCCUGUUCUUCCAUUCACGAACUUCCAAAUGUCCGAGUGCCUUCGCUUAUUAUCAAUGCUAAGGACGAUCCUGUCGUAGGCGAAGAAUCCAUUCCCUACGAAUGUGCGAGAGAAAAUAGCAAUGUCACACUGUGCGUUUCGGACCUGGGAGGCCAUUUGGCAUACUUAGAUAAGAAUUACGAUUCUUGGGCAACAGCUCAGAUCACCCACUUCUUUGAUAAGUUCGAGCAAUUAAUUAAAUGA
This is a messenger RNA of Lachancea dasiensis, 1356 nucleotides long. Lineage: Eukaryota; Fungi; Ascomycota; Saccharomycetes; Saccharomycetales; Saccharomycetaceae. The record is from the annotation of a GenBank genome assembly.